AUGGCGGCUAUCCAAGAAUCCCAGGCGGAUCAACCGAAAACGGCGCCGGUGCCGUUGCCGUUGCAGUCUCAGUUGCCCCCGCCGUUGUUAGUCUCCGACGCGUUUGCCAAGGACGCCAUUCUCGCAUGGUAUCGCGGCGAGUUUGCCGCUGCGAACGCGAUCAUCGACGCUCUCUGCGGUCAUCUCGCGCAGAUGCAGAAGUAUCACUCCAUUGCUGAUGUCACUCUUGAACUGCGUAAUGUUGCUGAGAAGAAAAUCGAAUCGGUUGAUGGAAAAGCGAAAAGCCUAGAUGAGAAGCCGGAAGUGAAUGAGGAAGCUGUGGAAAACGUCGGAAAUGACGGCGAUGGUGCUCCGGCGGAGUAUGAUUCGCCGGACAGUGAGAUCACUAAUUCAGGAUCGCUAGAAGUGCAACACACUUUUAUGAUCAAUAGUAUAUGUUCAAAUCAUGAAGAAUGUGAAGGACGUCCUUCAGAGAUAAAGUUGACACAAGGUUUCACAACAAAGGAAUUCGUAAAGGGGCAUCCGGUGAAUGCUGUGAAAGGAUUGAGGUUGUAUGAGAAUGUUUUUUCUGAAUCACAACUCUGCAAGCUGAAUGAUUUUGUGAAAGAGAUCCAUGCUGCUGGCCAGCACCGAGAACUUUCAGGUGAAACUUUUAUACUAUUCAACAAACAGGUGAAGGGGAACAAGAGGGAGCUGAUUCAGUUAGGUGUACCCAUAUUUGGACAGAUAAAAGACAAUGCCAAAAGCGAAAUUGAGCCAAUUCCAUCACUUCUUCAUGGUGUCAUUGAUCACCUUAUUCAGUGGCAAUUGAUUCCAGAGUACACAAGGCCAAAUGGUUGCAUUAUCAACUUCUUUGAAGAGGGGGAGUUUUCUCAGCCAUUCUUGAAACCGCCACAUUUGGAGCAGCCUCUAUCUACCCUUCUUCUCUCUGAAUCUACCAUGGCUUUUGGGCGUAUUCUUAUGAGUGAAAAUGAUGGGAAUUACAAAGGUCCACUCAUGCUAUCUUUGAAGCAAGGGUCUCUUUUAGUGAUGAGAGGAAACAGUGCUGACAUGGCAAGGCAUGUGAUGUGUCCAUCCCCUAACAAAAGGGUGAGUAUCACCUUCUUUAGAGUGAGAGAAGGCUCUUAUCAAGGCCAAUCUACAAGCCCUCCAACGACGACAUCCGCGAUGACAGUUUGGCAACCUGGCCCUGCCAGCCCACUUGCUUUGCCAAAUGGGGCGAUAACUGGCCACCAGGCUAUGGAUAUGAUACCUAGAUGGGGUAUGUUUGGUCCUCCAAUGGUCAUGCUGACCCCUAUGCACCCUAUGACAAUGAAUCCCAGCAAACUUCCUCGAGGCGGGACUGGAGUUUUCUUGCCUUGGAAGGGGCAUCCCAGGAAACAUUCAAGGUAUCUUCCACCUCGUGCCCAUAAAGGACGGGUUAUGGCAUUACCUUCCCCGGUUGAAUCACACAGGGAAGGAUCUACUUCUGAACCCACCAUUACUGUUGAAGCCUGA
Messenger RNA from Vicia faba (fava bean), 1497 nucleotides. The record is from the annotation of a GenBank genome assembly. NCBI's taxonomy places the organism in Eukaryota, Viridiplantae, Streptophyta, Magnoliopsida, Fabales, Fabaceae.